Messenger RNA from Pelobates cultripes (western spadefoot toad), 11601 nucleotides. The record is from the annotation of a GenBank genome assembly. NCBI's taxonomy places the organism in Eukaryota, Metazoa, Chordata, Amphibia, Anura, Pelobatidae.
CAUCAGUGUGCGCCGAGCGAGCUGCAGGCAUGGCUACACCGGGGUUCUCAGCCGUGAAGCCUGGCAGGAGCUGGGGGCCGGGGAGAGGCAGAGGACGAGGCGGACCGGGAAGGGGGGCCCUAAAAGGAAUGGCGGCUGAGGGAUCUGGGGUCCCACCGUCUCCGGGAGGUCAAAAAAACAAAAAGUCUAAACGGAGAUGGGUACACCCUGAUAGGAAAGCCUUCCCGGGCAGCGCGAAGGAAGGUAAGCUGUAUGGGGUCCGGGCUAUGGAUACCCACCUUCCAGCUGGCUGGCCACGCGUCAUUAGAGUGGUAGUCCUAAAACACUGGGUGGGUAAAACAUUUGGCCACCUCUGCUCUCUGUGUGACACCCCCCCAACCCCCUGAUAAUGGCUAUCUUACUCAAUGAGCUAGCCUCCAUUGCAGGGCUCGCUGAUUAAGGUAAACUAGAAAAAUGGUCAGAGUUGUGGCAACUGACAUUUAAUGUGGAUAAGUGCAAGAUAAUGUAAUAGAGCAGCAGGAAAUGCUAGCAGAAUGUUUGGUUGUAUAGGAAGAGGUAUUUGCAGUAGAAAGAGGGAAGUGCUCAUGCCAUUGUACAGAACACUGGUGAGACCUCACUUGGAGUAUUGUACGCAGUACUGGAGACCGUAUCUUUAGAAGGAUAUUGAUACCUUAGAGAGGGUUCAGAGAAAGGCUACUAAACUGGUUCAUGGAUUGCGGGAUAAAACUUACCAGGAAAGGUUAAAGGACAACUAUAGGCACCCAGACCACUUCAGCUCAAUGAAGUGGUCUGGCUGCCUGGUCCCCCUAGUUUUACCUUGCAGCUGAAAACAUAGUUUCAGAGAAACUCCCUGACAGCCACUAGAAGCUGCUUCUGCGAUCCUCAAUGCGAAGAUCGCAUUGGGCUCACGCUGGACAUCCGUAGGAAAGCUUUGUGUAAUGCUUUCCUGUGGGCGGUUUGAAUGCACACACAGCUCUGGUCGCGCAUGCGCAUUGGGAGCUGACGUCGGCAGGGGGAGGAGAGGUCACCGGCGCUGGAUUAAGGUAAGUGCCCGUUCAACCCAGUGGGAGGGGGGCUCCGAGGGAGGGGGGGCAUAAUAACCCUAUGCAGAAAUCUCUCAAUACUGGAUUUGUCUCCUCUUCCUGUGCUGCCAGUGUGAGGAUGUCAAACGUUGUUUCACAGUGUUAAACUUUGUCAUAAUCCAGGAAGCGCCUCUCGAAACUGUGUUUCGUUGGCUUGUUACCGAUCCUACGAUUGGCUUUCUACUCCACUGCUCUUCACUGCACGGCAAGACGAUUGCUGCUUGCAAUGGAUCGCUCCACCAGUCGAUCCUAUAGACGGAAUUACCACUCCGGAUCUGACCAAUCGGAGGUAGCUAGGGGGGAGGUGAUUUAUGACAGGAGGAAACUACUGUACUGACUUUUCUCUCCCUGUCCUAUUGCGAAUGCACGGCAAAACACCCCUCUGAUCCAAUUAGCAUCUCUUCAUAGAGAUGCAUUGAAUCAUUAUUGUUAUUAUGUUAUUUAUAUAGCGCCAUCAAAUUCCUCAGCACUUUACAAUGGGUGGACGAACAGACAUGUAGUUGUAACCAGACAAGUUGGACACACAGGAACAGAGGGGUUGAGGGCCCUGCUCAAUGAGCUUAAAUGCUAGAGGGAAUGGGGUAAAAUUACACAAAAAGGUAAGGAUAGUAUUAGACUAGUGAUAGUUGCAGAAGAGGAAUCAGUCAGAAGCUAUUAACAGUUUAAUUGAUACGCUUUUAUGAAGAAGUGGGUUUUUAACAUCAUUACAUUACACCUCUAUGCGGAAUGUUCAGCAUCUCUGUCUUAUUGAUUACCAGUUGAGGUGUUCCUAAGCAGGAAUGUAAACACUGUCUUUUCUCUGAAAAAGCAGUACUUUCAUUGCUGAACCUGCAGGGACAGGUUGUAGACCCCCAAACAGCCACAUUAAGCUCUGGUGCCUAUAGUGUCCCUUUAACUCUGCAAUGUAAACAUUGCACUUUCUCUGAAACCACAAGAAGGGGCACUGCACCUAGACUGCUCCAAUGACAUGAAGUGAUCUGGGUGCCUAUAGUGUCCAUUUAGGUCUUCAAUGCAUAACCUCUAUUGUGCUAGUACCAAAACGCAGGCCCCCCGCAGCUGUUACAACUUGAGUAGUUGGUUUUAUAGUUCAUAAGUUGUAAAUACUUUUAUUUAUCCUUGUUAUACAGUAUUUUUAGUUUUGUGGUGUACACUCAGUAGCUAGGCACAUACCCACACUAAAUGUUGCUCUGUUCCUUCAGUCUUUUUAAGAGGAACAUAAGACACCCAUAUGUUAGAUGCAGUGUGUAUUGAUUAGGUUGCCAUUAUUAGGGCUCGACCGAUUAUCGCUCUGGACGAUAUGAUCAGCUGAUAUUCUGGAUUUUAUGAGUAUCGGCCGAUAAUGCAGACCAGGACCACCAUCAGGGUCCUGGGGGGCCCAGGACACUCUUACUUACGUUCCCAGAAGCUUCCCUGUCUAACUCUAGCGAGUCCCGCGGCCGUCAGUGCGUUGCCACGGGUUACCAUGGCAAUGCUCUGCACAGCACACAGGCCGCGAGAGUUAGACAGGGGAGCUGCUGGGAAGGAAAGUAAGAGUGUCCUGGGCCCCCUCUGCACAGUCCAUGUCACCGGACCACCAGGAAAUGCCAUAUCCCCCCCUCCCUGGCCAAGUAAGAAGCAGGGAGGGGGGACUAAAACAUAAUUUAAAAAAUAAAUAAGUAAAGAAAAUAAAUAUGCCCCCCCCAUUUUACACACUUACCAUACCUACACAAACACUCACUGCACAAACACACACUACACAAACACACACACACACACACACACUUUACAUUUAUUAUAUACACACACUACACAAACACUCUGCAUUCAUUAUUUCAUUAUAUACACACAUUACACAAACACUCUGCAUUCAUUAUAUACACACACACUACACAAACACACACACUCUGCAUUCAUUAUAUACAUACACUACACAAACACUAUGCAUUUAUUAUAUAUACACACUACACAAACACUCUGCAUUCAUUAUAUAUACACACUACACAAACACUCUGCAUUCAUUAUAUAUACACACUACACAAACACUCUGCAUUCAUUAUAUAUACACACUACACAAACACUGCAUCCAUUAUAUAUACACACUACACAAACACUCUGCAUUCAUUAUAUAUACACAGUACACAAACACUCUGCAUUCAUUAUAUAUACACACUACACAAACACAAACACACUCUGCAUUCAUUAUAUACAUACACUACACAAACACUCUGCAUUCAUUAUAUAUACACACUGCAUUCAUUAUACAAACACACACACAUACACUCUGCAUUAAUUAUAUACACACACGGCACAAACACACACUCUGCAUUCAUUAUAUACACACACUACACAAACAUACUGCAUUCAUUAUAUACACACACUCGUGGCACAAACACACACUCUGAAUUCACUACACACUACACACACACACACACACACUACACAAACACACACUGCAUUCAUUAUAUAUACACAAACACACACUGCAUUCAUUAUAUAUACACACUACACAAACACUCUGCAUUCAUUAUAUACACACACUACACUAACACUCUGCAUUCAUUAUAUAUACACACACAUACACUCUGCAUUCAUUAUAUACACACAUACACACUGCAUUCAUUAUAUACACACACGGCACAAACACACACUCUGCAUUCAUUAUAUACACACACUACACAAACAUACUGCAUUCAUUAUAUACACACACUCAUGGCACAAACACACACUCUGAAUUCACUAUACACACUACACACACACACUGCAUUCACUAUACACACACACUACACAAACACACACUGCAUUCAUUAUAUAUACACACUACACAAACACUCUGCAUUCAUUAUAUACACACACUACACAUACACUCUGCAUUCAUUAUAUAUACACACACACACUCUGCAUUCAUUAUAUACACACACUACACAUACACUCUGCAUUCAUUAUAUAUACACACAUACACUCUGCAUUCAUUAUAUACACACACUACACAAUCACACUGCAUUCAUUAUAUACACACACGGCACAAACAUACUGCAUUCAUUAUAUACACACACUCAUGGCACAAACACACACUCUGAAUUCACUAUACACACUAUACACACACACUACACAAACACACACACUGCAUUCAUUAUAUACACAUUACACAAACACACACACUGCAUUCACUAUACACACUACACAAACACACACUCUGCAUCCACUACACAAACAUCCACUACACAAACACACACACGCUGCAUUCACUAAUCAAAUACUCUCACUGCAUCCACUACACACACAUAUAUUCUUGAAAACAUAAAACAUUCUGACUGGCAUGUAUAUUUUGUGCAUUUACCUUAAUAAAAAAAAAGAUUUGCAAACUAAAUAAAAUAAACAUAUUCAGUUAACAGUAGAUUUGUGUAGAAAUAGUUUUUUGUUUUUUAAAUGGUAAAUGUGCAGAAUAUCGGUAAGUUAUCAGCCUGAAAGUUCACAGAUUAUCAGUAUCGGCUCUAAAAAAAUCAAUAUCGGUCGAUCCCUAGCCAUUAUGCUAGAUGGACAUUCAAAUUAAUGUUCUUUUGUAAUCAAUUGCAGUUUAUGUAUUUGCAGCAGACUGGAUUUUUUAAUGUGAGUUAUUGUUUUUGUAUAUAUUUUUAACUCAUUGCCUAUGUAAAGCAUAGAAAGGGGUUUAUCAUGAUUUCCUUGGCCCCUUCUCUGUCUGCUAGAAUUCUAAAUUGUAUUGGUAAACAAAUACUCUGUCAGUGAUGUUGAUUUUUAGCCUAUUAUGUUUAUAUGCACAUUUAUGUGCCUUUAUGUACGUAUACCUAUCUAUGGUUCUUAGCAGCAAUACUCCUCCAUGAUGUGGAUACAUUGGUUUUAUUGCCACUAUGCAGUACUAUCAUUCAGUGUCUCCACCUUCUGCAUGGAGACACUGAUUCAAUGCAUCUCUAUGAGGAGAUGCUGAUUGGACAGGGCUGUGUUCGGCUUUGCCCCUGAUCUGCCUCCUUGACAGUCUCAGCCAAUCCAACGGGAAAGCAUUGUGAUUGGCUCAAAACAACAUCUGAUGAUGUCAACCAAGCAGGCAGAUUGGGGCAGAGCCAGCAGCUGCAGACUUGAACAAAAGUCAGAUUUUACUAUGUUUAGGGGGGCUAGAUGGUGGUUUUAGGGUAAGAAAUACUUGUGUUUCUGACCCUAUAGUGUAUCUUUAAAACUGUUCAGAUCUGUAUUUUUUUCAAUUUUUAUAACAUAUUUAAGUUGGAUCAGAUUUUUUUCUAGAGAUUGACCGAUAUUGAUUUUUUUUAAAACCGAUACCGAUAAUCUGUUAACUUUCAGGCCAAUAGCCGAUAACUUGCCGAUAUUCUGUGCAUUUACCAUUUUGAAAAAAUAAACUAUUUCUAAAGGUAAAUGCACAAAAUAUACAAGCCACAUGCAGUGUGUUUAGACAGUGGAGCUGUGUGUAUUUGUGUAGUGUGUAUAUAAUGAAUGCAGGGUGUGUUUGUGUAGUGUGUAUAGUUAAUACAUAGUGUAUAGUUAAUGCAGGGUGUGUGUAGUGUGUAUAGUUAAUACAUAGUGUAUAGUUAAUGCAGUGUCUGUGUAGUGUGUAUAGUUAAUGCAGUGACUGUGUAGUGUGUAUGUAAUGAAUGCAGAGUGUGUGUAUAGUGAAUGCGGUGUGUGUGUGUAGUGUGAAUGGCGAACGCAGUGUGUAUAUAACAUAAUGUAGUGUGUGUAUAUAAUGCAGAGUGUGUGGUGUGUGCAUUAUAUACACACACUACAUUAUCUAUACACACACACUACAUUACAUUAUAUACACACAACAUUACAUUAUAUACACACACUACACACUCUGCAUUAUAUACAGAGUGUGUAGUGUGUAUAUAAUGCAGAGUGUGUGUGUUUUCCUGAAGGGAUGUGAUUUGUGUAAAAUGGGGGGGAGAGGGGUGAAGGCAUUUUUAAUUAAAAUUUUUAAUGUUUGUUUUAUUUUAAUUUUUUGUCCCCCCUCCCUGCUUGUUGCCUGGCCAGGAAGGGGGGCUAUAGCAGUCUCUGGUGGUCCAGUGGCCUUGGCUGAGCAGUGGGGGUGCCAGCAACAAGCACUUACUUACCUCUACUGCAGCUCCUCCAGCUCCCUGUAUAAAUCUUGCGGCCUGCUUGCCGCGCGGAGCAUUGCCAUGGUAAUCCGUGGCAAUGCUCUAACGGCCGCGGGUCUCGCGAGAUUUAUACAGGGAGCUGGAGGAGCUGCCGGGAAGGUAAGUAACAGCUUGCUGCCGGCCCCCUAGGACUGCCGGGCUUGUAAUUGGCCCGGCGGUCCUAGGAGGUAUAAUCGGCAAUAUCGGUAUCUAUGGCCGAUACCGAUAUUGCCGAAAAUACCAAAUAUCGUCCGAUUAUAUCAGUAAAACCGAUAAUCGGUCGAUCCCUAUUUUUUUGUCAUGACAAGUUUGUCAUUAGUGGAUUCUUUUUUUUCUCUCUUCUGCUUUCUUUAAACUGUUGCAUAUCUGCAUUAUUAUGGAAAUUCUUAAACCUUUCUUUUGCUGUGCCUUUUAAAUGAGUUAUACCAUAAGCCAGGCAUAGGCAAACUUCGACACUCCAGAUGUUUUGGACUACACCUCCCAUGAUGCUUUGCAAGCAUUAUGGUUGUAAGAGAUUUAGUCCACAUCAUCUGGAGUGCCGAAGGUUGCUUAUCCCUGCAUAGGCUAUAAUGUUCAGCAUACAAUCACUUUUCCUUCAACCAUACUCAACUGAAUAGUUUUUAUUGACUUUUUGAACAUUUUGCUCACAAUCUGGAGAACUUAAUUUCUAAGGAAAGAUUAAGCUAAGCAUAAUAUCAUUCAUCUAGUUUUUUUUAUUCAAUUGGUAUGUGGUAGUGAAUGUUUUCAUACUUUAUAUCAGAAGCUUUAUCCAACAAUUAUCAAAAUGAUGCUCUUUGUGGAAGUUUUUUUUUGGGGCGGUCAUGUUUUCCGUUUUAAACAUUUUCCUAUAUUUAACCCAUAUCAUGUAUUUUUCUUCUAUGUGAAGGACAUGGAUUUGCACUAUGGAGAAAACAAAAAGUUCAGCUGGAGUAUAAAAAACUGUUAAGAAAGCAAAGGAAGAUCAGCGUUGCUAAAGAUGAUAUUUACACUGACAAGUACCCGGAACAUUUAAAGCAUCUUUACUUGGCAGAAGAAGAGAUGUUAAAAAAGCAAGAAAAAAUGAAAAGACCAGAAAAUAGCACAGAGGAAGCAGCAGAUGAGGAAACCCCUAAAAUGUAAGUUGCUCAUGUGUGGAUUUGGAUAGUCUGACGUGCGCACUGUAAAUCCAUGAAGGUUUAAUUCCAAUGAAAGUAAAAAGAUUACUGUGAGUGUUUCAGGGGAAAAAAGUAUAAAUAGUAAAGCUAAUAGGUGCUCAUCAUACCUGUUGAAAAACGGGGAUAUUCGUGUAGUUUAAUUCUUGCAGUUUGUGUUUUGUGUAAAUAAACAUAAUAUAUAGCCAUCACAUGGGCGCACUUGGAAAGUGGAAAACAUAAACAUAGUAAUGUUAUUAUUAACUAAAUACCAAGGGGUAUUCAACUCGUAUGUUACAGAGUCAAAGAUCUUGGCUCGGUCAUCACAGACAACUUAUUAUGAUAGCCUAUCACCCCACAUAACACUAUGAUUUCUGCCAAUAUGUUGAAUAGUAAGACAACCUGAUAGCAUAAAUUAGUUACUAAAGAUUUUAUGAAAAAUUAAAUUUCUAUAUUUCCUUUGUUUUCUGUUAUCUGAAUCUACACGGUGGUGUGAAAUAUCUAGUUAAUAUUGUUAAUCUGGUUUAAUCAAAACCUGUUUUGGUCAAGAUGAUUCUCUUAAUUAUUUUUCUAUAUCUUUUAAUAUGUGGUGUAAAAUUUCCAUAGUUUUGCCGCUGUUUGAUUCUUCAACAUGUUUACAUUUUAUACAGACCUGCUAAGAAGUUCAAAAAGAAAACCUCAAACCAAAAAGCAAAAGAAGAGUAUGAGAAUGUUCAGAAAGAGCGUGCAAAGAAAAGAGAGGUAAGGGAAUUGAUCUACUCCAUUCAGUGGUGAUGCUUGACCUGUUAGCACUUACCUUGGGUUCACCCUGCUCAAACAAGCUUAUAGUCUGUAGGAGGUGGGGUGUAAGACACAAUAGGGCAGGAAUAUCAAUCAAAUAAGGUGGGAGUGAAGCAGCAUAGCUGGAGGAGAUAGUAGAGUGCUACACGUUAGGAGAGAGCAAGAGACAGGUAUGUGAGGUCGAGGUUACUCUGGGAGGCUAGAGGCUUUCCUAAAGAGAUGGGUUUUCAGGCACUUUUUUAAACGAUUGAAGACUAGGGGAAAGCAAGUGUGAGUUGGCCGUAUGGGUGCAAGCAGCGAACAGGAGAAGGUCAUGGGCAGAGCGGAGAGACCGAGCAGGGGCAUACCUAUGGAUCUGUGAAGAGAUAUAAGAGGGGCUAUAAUUGUUCAAUGCUUUAUAGGCAUGGGUUAGUUCUUUGAAUUGACUCCUAUAAGAUAGAGGAAGCCAAUGUAAGGACAGACAGAGGGAUGGGGUGUGAGAGGACCGACUAGAGUGGAAAAUCAGUCUGGCGACAGCAUUCAUUACAAACUGUAGCGGUGCAAUACGGUUUUUGGGAAGACCAAUUAGGGGGGUGUUACAAUAAUCUAUGCAGGAAAUUACUAGAGCAUGGAAAAGCUCUUUAGUAUUCUAGCCCUUGUACUUUACCAGGUUUACUGAGUUAUUUUGUUAAUUUAGUGUCUGUGUUGUGUUCUAUUUUUAAUUUUGUUUUCAAUGUAACAUAAAAGAGUCUUUGUUGUAUAUUGAUUUGAGGCAUAUGUUAUAUGUUCACUCUUCACUGGCUGAGAAGCUGUGCAUUUUGACAGCUGACAUGUUUCUUUGCACUUUCCACCGCCAAACAUACAUGGUACAGGGAGCUGUCACAAGCUGUUCUUCUCUGUGUCUUGAUCUCUAGGAAGCUGAGAAGAGACGGAAAGAAAUGGAAGAGGCCCAGGAGCUUUACAAGAAAAAGAAAAUAGAAUCCUAUAAAAUAUUAAGUGCAAAAACAAAGAAAGGACAGCCAAACUUUAACCUCCAAAUGGAACACCUACUUCAAAAGAUUCAGCAAAAAUCUUAACAAGCGUUUCAAUCUACAGUGACUGGUGCAUCAUCAUUGAUGCGUUGCAAUGUUUCCUCUCAUUAGAGGUUGCACCUGUAUGGUGGUGUUUUUGUUUUGUAAUAUUAAAAUAUAAUUGUAUUUUUAAAAUCGUAACUUUUUACUAUAUGUUUGUUUUGUCACUAUUGAUUAAAUACAUGCAGGUUUUGCAGUUAACAAAACCAAUACAAACACAGAAUUGGAGAUGUGUACUAUUUUAUUUUUCCCUUUAUCGGACAUGUUAGACUUUGUCGAGGUGUUGACUUUGCUCGUUCUCAGAUCCAUAUAAAUGUGGUGAAAAAUAAAGGCUGAAAGAUUGACUAAUAUAUAUUAUUAUUAUUAUUAUUAUUGCCAUUUAUAUAGCGCCAACAGAUUCCGUAGCGCUUUACAAUAUUAUGAGAGGGGGGAUGUAACUAUAAAUAGGACUAUUACAAGAAAACUUACAGGAACAAUAGGUUGAAAAGGACCUUGCUCAAACGAGCUUACAGACUAUAGGAGGUGGGGUAUUAGAAACAUAUCUUUACAUUUAAUUGUUUUCUAUUGAAAUAGUAAUGUUGCUUGUGGUGUACCAUGCUUUUACAAAUGACUAAAUGAUUGCUGCUUUGCAGCUUCUUAAAAAUGGUGGUAUGCCUUUCAAGGGGUUUAGUGAUUGCAACAGCUUUUUCUGUGUUUGCAAUUAUGAACUUAUUAGCAUGAAAAUUAUCAGACAAAGGGUACCUUGAUGUUUUCUUUUACCUCAUGGAUUUCUCAUGUAAAAUAUAUUUCGUGUGAGUCCAUGCACGAAUUGUGUAACCAUUUUAAAGAAAGAAUGAAAAUACGUACCUACUUAAUUUGCUGUCUUCUUUGAGUUUUUUUCUUGUUGUUUGUUUGCUAAAAUUUUUUAUUUACAUCUCAAACAAAAUAUUUGAUCGACCUAUACACAAAAUAGUAAAAUAUGGCAUUGCAGGCAUAAGCAUGUAGAAUAAGGUUUUUCCUUUUUUUUUUGUUUAAAUUACUAGACAGAUGGCACAGUGCCUAUAUAACAAAAUUAAUAAGAUAAACAUAUGCACUGGCUGCUCUUUAAACUAAAUAUAGAAUGACCACAGGGAAGCCUCUUAGAAAAAUACUGGUGCACUAGUUCAGUGUUGUUUAAUCCGCAUGUGAGAGCCUAGUACCGAGCCAGCUAGCCAAUUGACUUAACACAGUCAUCCGAAGCCCAGGCUAGGUAAGGGCAGAGAUAUUUUGCAAGGGUCACUUGAGUAGGCAUCCCAAACAGGCCCUGGAGUACAACUGUACCUGCCCCGAGCUUGGGAAGGAGGCAACACCUUUGCUCCAAGGACCAAGCGACUAAUAGUACUUCAGUCCAUCCCCCUUGGAGGUCUGCAAAAGAGACAGGAUCAGAUUUGCCAUUUUCACUAUCCUCUUCAGGUUUCCGUCCACUGGCAUGGGCGGUGUGUUGAGGACAUUCCUUGUAUGGCUCUCAGCCCAGGUAGGCUCUACUGUAGAGGUGCACUGCUGCUUAUGUAAGAAAUGCCUGGCACAAGCAUCCAAGACCUUUUUUCCGCGUUGACUCAUCUCUCCAGAGAAUGCUAGUUUGAGCAUUGAUUCAAUUGUGUCAAAUCCCCACUUUGCUAGUGGUCCUUGUGGUUAUGUAUACUGAUUUCUACAAGAUUUCGGUAUAUAGCCUUUUUAUAAACACAAGUUUUGUUCUAUUUUCAGUUCUAAGAGGGAGAACUGCAGUGCUCGAGUCCUGCAGGAACGCGUGGGAACAGCGUUCCUGCACUUUUUCCAAAGCAGGAACGCAGUUCCCACUAGUAGUCCUGCAGGACCUGCCAGGGCCAAUCCUGGGGGGGUGCACCGUGCCCAGGAGGUGGGAAGCUGUGAUGUUAAUAUUCCAUAUUUAUUAAGAUUGAGCAAAAACAAGAUGACCCAGCAUAGAAUGUUCUAUAACAUGUCUGGCCAAUAUCCAAAGUGGCCUCUGUGCUUGAAAGGAGGAUUUGGUGCCAGCGACUGAGUAUAGGGAUAUAGCUUCAGGGAAAAGGUACCGCAUGUGUUUGGCAUUAAGCCUUGGGUGGUCAUGACUGGCCUGAUCAACCAUAAAGAUUACUUAAUGCGCAUGACAUAUACAUGCUGGGCUGCACUGAUAAGAAAACUUGGAAAAGUACAGACUAUACAUCCCAUUGGUAAAAAGGUAUAAAAGAUGGAGAAACCUGGCACUCCCUUGGAGAACUACCUACCUGUAACACGGACGUGUGUUGCUGAUCUUUGCUGUUCCCAGUAGAGAGGGUCCUUCCAUGUCUGACUGCAUGAGUUCCCCCAGUCGUUUGCAGCAGAGUAACAACUAAGCUUCUCUAAUGGUGAUGUAUAUUUAAGCUGUUUGAGGUGAAUGCAUGCAAUAAUUUAAAUCAGAGUACUACUUAUAUUGUAUUGGGUCCCUUUAUGGACAAUAAAGUGUGAUGUAAAUUCUUAUAUUCAA